AUGCUUCCUUUUCCCCUCCCCCUUCCCCUCCUCUUCGCUGCGGUCGUCGGGCAGGUGGCCGCGCAGCCGCCGGGCUCGUCAUGGCGGAAACCGAAUAUCACUACCCCGCUGCAGGACCGAAUCAGCCUCGCCCAGGGCGCCAUCUCGCAGGCGGUCUCGCAGCUGGACAGCAGCACGUCCAUGUUUCCUAAUCCCGGCAGCACUUACAAGGAAACCGGCGCUCUCUACUCCCUCCUCGCUGAAUUCGACCAGCUUACGAACCGGUCGCAGUACGCGGCCAACCUCGCGCAGUAUUAUGCCUCGGCACAGACGGUGCUCGACAACGCUAAGUCGCAGAACUUCUCGGGUUUCUAUGUGCUCAACGACGGCUUGAACUACGGGCACGGGGCCAUCGUCGCCUACAAGACCUACAACGUCUCCGUGUUCCUCCAGUAUGCGGUCCAGUCGUGGUGGGCGGCGGUGCCCUACACCAUGACCCAGGCGGAGGUCGAUGCGGGCAAGAUGCCGUCCAAGAACUUCACUCUGGGCGCUUCGUGUCAAGGAGCGACUCUGGCCGGCGGGUCAUUCUGGAACAAAGACGGGCAAAAUCCUUCUGUCUACGUUAUCGCCACCGGCAAUUUCCUCAUCCUCUCUGCCCUGCUUGCCGAGGCGACAUCGGACCCGGCUUACCUCGCCGCCGCCGCCCAGUCGAUGACAUUCAUUCAUUCACAUCUUUACAAUGCGCAAGGGCUCAUAGAAAACGACGUCUCGGCGCGCGCCGGGGACAACUGCGCCGUGGGCAUCCCGGACCUCCUGCCGUACAACUCCGGCCUCGUGAUGGAGGGCCUCGCGAUCUUGUACUCGAUCACGAAGAACGCGACGUACAGCACCAUGCUCGACCAACUCGUGUCCGUGUCGUUCGCUACGAAUGCGUGGACCGAUAGCACGGGGAUAAUACAAGUGGGAAGCGCCAAAACAGCAGACGCGUCGAUUCCGCGCGGAUUGGUAGCCGCUUAUGUGCGCAAUGCAACGAGUCCGUCCGUGCGACUCUCCAUUGCGUCGUAUCUCGCUGUGCAGUACAACGCUGUCGCCGACUUAGCAAAGCAACCUGGCGGCGACAUCUACGGCGGGUUCUGGCAAGGGCCGCCCGGCCUUACGUUCGACCCAGCGUCCCAGACAACCGCCAUCCAGGCACUGAUAAGCUCCCUUGCGGUCACCGAUUCCGGGCCCGUGUCGCCUUCUGGCACGUCCUCCGGGCCGUCCCCACCCACUAACUCGGCCGCCCCCGCCCCAAAUUCCAAAUCUGAGUCUUCCAUUGGCGCGAUCGUUGGCGGAGUUGUUAGCGGGAUCCUCGUCCUCGGAGCGCUGGCAAUUGUCUUGAUUUGUCGGAUUCGGAUGCUGCGACGAAGACAGCUCCCGCUCGCGCUCCUCGAGCCGCAUUACGCUGCCGUUAACAUGUCGGAGGUGUCCCCCGGCCUGCCCAGUCGCCCUUCUUACAGUAGUCCGGCCCGCCCGUCCGAGACGUCCGGCCCGGUCCCGGCGGGGUACAACCCGAAGCGGCCGCAAAACCUCGCUGCGGUCGUGCCCGUCCGGAGAGCCCCGUCGCUCUCGCCCAGCAGCGAGUCGUGGGCGGUCCCGCCUCCGACUGUCAUCAGCAGCCGGACACGCUCGAGCUCAGACUUUCUGCCGUCGGACUCGCAGGAGACUUCGUCCGGGCGCGGGCCGGGGGUGGAGCGGCAGCCGACGACGGAGGAGCUGGUGCGGAUGCUGGUCAGCAGGAUGAACGGCGGGUCCGUGGGCACGGGCACGGGCAUGACGGGGCUUUAUGAGGAGCCGUUGCCGGAAUAUCGCACAGCUUGA
This is a messenger RNA of Mycena indigotica, 1839 nucleotides long. Its product is annotated as Glycoside hydrolase family 76 protein. The coding region runs from base 1 to 1839 and encodes 612 amino acids. Gene Ontology annotation, biological process: carbohydrate metabolic process. The transcript is spliced from 12 exons. The record is from RefSeq and is a predicted model, not a curated record. NCBI's taxonomy places the organism in Eukaryota, Fungi, Basidiomycota, Agaricomycetes, Agaricales, Mycenaceae.